Rotaria socialis is the source of this 1554-nucleotide messenger RNA. NCBI's taxonomy places the organism in Eukaryota, Metazoa, Rotifera, Eurotatoria, Philodinida, Philodinidae. The record is from the annotation of a GenBank genome assembly.
AUGGAGCAAUCGCCUUCAGCUGGUCCCGUACAAAUAGUAUCUAUAACUGUAGAUCACAAGUUUGUACUCGAUGAAAAGAAAUUAAAACAAAUUUUAUUCCACAAACGAGCAUUAGGAAAAAAAAUUUCACUUGUAUCAAUUGCAGGAGAUUUUCGUAAAGGAAAAUCAUUUAUGUUGGAUUUUUUUCUUCGUUAUUUACGAGCAAAAGAUCACACAGAUUGGAUUGGAAGAGAAGAUGAACCUUUGAAAGGUUUUGAUUGGCGUGGCGGUGCUACGCGACACACAACAGGAAUGAUUAUGUGGAGUGAACCGUUUCUUUUAUCAUUGCCCAAUGGAGAAGAAAUCGCAGUCUUUCUUAUGGAUACUCAAGGAACAUUUGAUUCGAAUUCAACUGUAUUCGAAAAUGCAUUUAUAUUUGCAUUGACAUUACUUGUUAGUAGUGUCACUGUGUAUAACAUAAUGCAUAAUUUACAAGAAGAUAAUUUACAGCAUCUAUCAUUUUUUGCUGAAUAUGGUGUUUUAGCUAUUGAUGCCUAUCAUACUUCACCGUUUCAGCAAUUAACAUUUCUUGUACGUGAUUGGCAAUUUGAAUAUGAAACACCGUAUGGUUUUGAUGGUGGCGAAGAAGUUCUAUCCGAUCGUUUAAGAAUUCGAGAAAAUCAACAUCAUGAUCUUGCAUUAGUUCGUUCACGAUUGAAACAAUGUUUUCGUAAAGUUAAUUGUUUUCUUAUGCCACAUCCUGGUCUCAAAGUUACAAAUCGACGAGAUUUCGAUGGUCGAUUAUUAGAUAUUGAACAAGAUUUUAAAAGACAAUUAUUAACACUUGUACCGGAACUUUUCAAUAUGGAAAACGAAAAUUUCCUAAAAGAAAUUAAUGGAGAAAUGAUUACGUCGGCUGAUCUAUUUGAAUACUUUAAAUCAUACUGUGCUGUAUUUGCCUCAGGAGAAUUACCAACACCGAAAGCUAUGCUUGAAGCAACUGCUGAAGCUAAUAAUUUAGCUGCUAAAUCAGCAUCAAAAGAAUUUUAUAUUCGUGCGAUGGAACAGCAUUGCGGUGGUGACCGACCAUAUAUUCAUCCGAAUCAGUUAGAAGCACUUCACAAAGAAGCUGAUCGACAAGCAAUAGAAAAAUUCCGUUGCGUACGCAAAAUGGGUGGCGAAGAAGUGUCGAUGACCUAUCAAAAAAAUUUAGAAGAUGAAAUUAUCGAACUUUAUUCAAACUAUAAAAAACAUAAUGACUCGAAAAACGUUUUCGCAUUUAGUCGUACACCGACAACAUUUAUAUCGUCGAUGAUUUUAUGUUAUUUCGUAGCGGGUAUACUCGACACAAUUUGGCUUGGUGGCAUUAAUUUCAUAUUUAUGUUUGCGUUUUGGGUCUGUUUUUUUCUAUUAUUCGUAUGGUUAUAUACAAAAUAUUCAGGAGAAUAUGCCGAUAUCGGUCAAUAUAUAGAUUAUUUUGCAGAUGUUAUUUGGAAUAAUGCGUUCCAACCAGCCUAUUCAACAUGUUUACAAUCUGCAAUGCGUUCCGUACUCGGACAUGCAAAAACUAAUUGA